Molecule: messenger RNA, 1578 nt
Organism: Penicillium cataractarum
Lineage: Eukaryota; Fungi; Ascomycota; Eurotiomycetes; Eurotiales; Aspergillaceae
Product: putative GABA permease
Exons: 1
Coding region: 1-1578 (525 amino acids)
Biological process (GO): transmembrane transport
Cellular component (GO): membrane
Molecular function (GO): transmembrane transporter activity
Source: RefSeq, a predicted model, not a curated record
AUGCGGCAACACUCCGUCGACGCCUCCGCCGACGAGGCGUUGGCCCGCAUGGGCUACAAGAGCGAGCUACCUCGUAACUUGUCCAUGCUGAGUAUCCUGGGUCUAUCCUUUGCUAUUAUGGCCGCGCCAUACGGCCUCAGCACCACCCUCUACAUCACACUGGACGACGGCCUCUCCGUCACCAUCAUCUGGGGCUGGGUCUUCGUCACUCUCAUCUCGAUCGCCAUCGCGGCCUCCCUCGCCGAGAUUUGCGCCGUCUACCCCACCGCCGGUGGAGUAUACUACUGGAGCGCAAUGCUCUCCACCCGUCGCUGGGCACCGCUCAUGUCCUUUAUCGACGGCUGGUUGACACUCGUGGGCAACUGGACGGUCACACUGAGUAUUAUCUUCGGUGGUGGACAGCUUAUCCUCAGCGCGAUCCAACUGUGGAAGGAGGACUUUGUCGCGAAUGCGUGGCAGACGGUACUCAUGUUUUGGGCCGUGAUGCUGGUCUGCACGCUCGUCAAUAUCUUUGGGUCGCGCUAUUUAGACCUGAUUAAUAAGAUUUGUAUCUUUUGGACUGCUGCGAGCGUCAUUAUUAUUUUGAUCGUGCUGCUUACUAUGGCGGAUCACUUGAACUCGGGCGAGUUUGUCUUCGCCGAGUAUGAUUCCUCGCAGAGUGGAUGGCCUGCUGGCUGGGCCUUUUUCGUUGGCUUGCUGCAGGCAGCGUAUACGCUGACGGGAUACGGUAUGGUCGCGUCGAUGUGUGAGGAAGUCCAGAACCCGCAUCGCGAGGUCCCCAAGGCUAUCGUGCUGUCCGUCGUUGCGGCUGGAGUCACGGGUCUGUUGUAUCUGAUUCCCGUGCUGUUCUCGAUGCCCAAUGUCGAAGUGCUGCGCCAGGUGGCGAGUGGACAGCCGAUUGGAACGCUGUUCAAGGAAGUAACCGGCUCCGCUGGCGGUGGCUUUGGUCUGCUCUUCCUGAUUCUGGGAAUUAUGUUGUUCGCGGGUAUUGGCUCGUUGACCGCUGCCAGUCGCUGCACGUAUGCCUUUGCGCGCGAUGGAGCCAUUCCAGGAUUCCACCUGUGGCGUCGCGUUAACAAGAAGCUGGACGUGCCCGUGUGGGCGAUCAUCCUCUCCGCAGUGGUAGAUUGCCUGUUGGGAUUGAUCUACUUUGGCUCCACGGCUGCCUUCAACUCUUUCACGGGUGUGGCCACGAUUUGUCUGUCGACCUCGUACGGAUUGCCCAUUCUGAUCUCGAUGAUCCGCAGCCGUGAGGAUGUCAAGCGCUCCACCUUCUCUCUUGGUCCAUUUGGAUGGAUCAUCAAUGCCAUCACCGUCCUGUGGAUCGUGCUGGCCGUCGUGCUCUUCUGCAUGCCUUACACGUUGCCCGUUGAUGCGUCCGGGAUGAACUACGCGAGCGUGGUCUUUGCCGGGUUUGCUGCUAUUAGUAUCGUCUGGUACUUUGUGUAUGCGCGCAAGCACUUUACCGGUCCUCCGGUCUCGAAGGAAGAAGUGAUCGCAGCCACGGGAGUUAUGACGGGCUCUGCAGUGGAUACGGAGAAUGCUAUACUCGAAGUCAAGAAGAUGCCCAGUAAUUAA